Messenger RNA from Ziziphus jujuba (common jujube), 1625 nucleotides. RefSeq names its product CLAVATA3/ESR (CLE)-related protein 45. NCBI's taxonomy places the organism in Eukaryota, Viridiplantae, Streptophyta, Magnoliopsida, Rosales, Rhamnaceae. The record is from RefSeq and is a predicted model, not a curated record. The transcript is spliced from 2 exons. Bases 924 to 1211 code for a protein of 95 amino acids.
GCACAAGAAACCAAGGACUGUUAUUUUUGCUGCAUAGGGAAGAGAGCUUGGAAUUCUAAAGUUGGGAAGAGAGAAGAGAUCUUAGAAUGGCAUAAAGCCAAGUGUUUGUUUCUUUUGGAGGCUGCUCAUUCCCCAUUUCUUUCUCCUUCCCCUAUCGAUUCUUUAGAUGACUUGCUCCGCACUGUAGCAAAUCUCAUACUUCCAAAUUUUUAAAAUAACAAAACCCUCCUUUCCUUAGUAAGAAAGGAAAGAUAAGUUACCAAUAUACCCUUCAACGAAAAGCCUUCAUUCUACACAUACCAAUGCCUAAACCUAUCAGUCCCAAAUCUAUCAAAGUCUUUAGACCUUGAAAAGUACCAUUUGGGUAGUACCAUAGCAAAACAAGACCAUGGUCUAAACUCUAAAAUAGAGAUACAAUGACUCGCUUUGUCCAUGUAUUAUAUAUAUAUUUAUAUAUUCACCAAAAAAAAAGUACAUAUUUAUAUGGUCUGGUGCUGAUAUGGCAAAUAUGGCUAACACCCAAGACAGUGCUGGUUUUGGCCUUUUUUCUGAGUAGACAAAAGCAGGGGAAGAAUGAUAGAGAUGUAGGGCAGCAAUGAAAAAAGAUACUUGGCUUCUCAAGGGUAUUGUUCCAACCACUUUAUUCAUCCUUGUCAGAUUCUUCAACAACAGCCUUAAUUUUUGCUUACAUUGCAGUCUUAUGAUUUGGGUGAAUCUAAAAUUCCUCUAGGUGUUUUGGGGCCCUCUUUGCUUUAUCUUUUAAAGCCCCUCCUCCAUAUCCAACAACAGAUAUAUAGCAAGGCUUAUUUAUAUCUACAGGGGUGCAUGUGACUAGAGGCAGAGAGGCUUUGCAAUCUCUAUUAUACUCUCUUAACAACUAGAAGAGACUUAGAUUCUUCUUCUUGGUUUGGUUGUCAAGAAUCAUGGUUUUAACUUCUCAUAGAGUUCUUAUCCUUCUCAUCUGUAUUGGUUUCCUAGUAGUUCAACCAGAUAAAGUUUCUGGCUUGCGAAGUAUAGGAAUUGCCAUUAGAGAGACAAAAAAAGAUCAUGAUUUACUACUAUCGAAGAAUCAGCGUAUUCUUAAGGCCGUCAACAUGGAGGAAAUUAACACAACGAAGAAUUCGAAAACUUCUGACGAGAAGUUCGAUCCAAAUCAAUCAAGCAAAAGAAAAGUUCGAAGAGGUGCUGAUCCUAUUCACAACAGGUCUUAGUACAUUCAAGCUUGUUUCUUUGACUAGGAGAAAAGCAGGUUGACAAUCUCAGUAACAACAGCAAGUUUGAAAAACUAUGCAAAUUAAAGGGGAAAACUAGAAGAAAGAUGUGUAUAGUCAAGUAAAAAGAGAAUUCCUUGAAGGUAUCCAAGCAUUGAGCCAACAUCAUCACUCUAUUGCAAGCCAAGAUUCUACAAAAUCAAUGAGCCAUGAGAAGGAACAGAACAGAGAUGAUGGUACAGCCUCAAGAGGAGAGAGAAUAGUUUUUUCCUUAUAAAUUUCUGAAAAUAUAUAUAUAUAUAUAUAUUUCGUAUCUGUUUGCCUUUUAGUGUUAAAGUUUUCUCGAAAAUUAUAAAUUCUUUUGUAACCCUCCAGCCCUUGAGGUCAUUCAAAUUGCAGUGAGCUUAUUCUAUA